This is a messenger RNA of Cucumis melo (muskmelon), 2328 nucleotides long. Its product is annotated as RNA polymerase II C-terminal domain phosphatase-like 4. The record is from RefSeq and is a predicted model, not a curated record. Gene Ontology annotation, molecular function: RNA polymerase II CTD heptapeptide repeat phosphatase activity. The transcript has 14 exons. NCBI's taxonomy places the organism in Eukaryota, Viridiplantae, Streptophyta, Magnoliopsida, Cucurbitales, Cucurbitaceae. Gene Ontology annotation, cellular component: nucleus. Bases 807 to 1898 code for a protein of 363 amino acids.
AAUUCCACCAUUACCCAAACUCUCUCACACCUUCUCUCACGCAACAAUGAAACUCCGCCCCCCCCACUCUCCGGCCACUGCCACCUCGCCUUCCCAUCGCCUACGUUGCCGCAUGGUCUGAAAGCGCCAAGCCUCUUUCUAUCUUCCGCUUUCUCUCUCUUCCGUUCUCUCCCUCCCUCUAACGAUCCAUCUCCUCUGUUUUAUGAGUUCCAGCAGUCCUCGCCGACAUAGUCGAGCAUUUCCGCCGAUUCUUCGUCGAACACUGCCGCUACCAUCGGUCUUUUACGGGAUUCUUGGUUUUGGAUUUGGAAGACGUUAGCUUGCUGUCCAGCAAGUGUUAAGGACCGUAUUGUUUGAUUUUUUGGUAGGAAGUUUUUGCUGAUGUUGUGAGGUGGUUUUGGAUUAAGCCACGUAUUGGGGGCUUUGAUCCAAGAUUACUCAAAAACAAGAAGAAGAUAAUUGCUUGUUAUUCAGCUCAAUUUUGAGAUCUUGAUUCCCAUUCGUCUGACUCAUCACCUGAUGAAGAGACCGAGGGUGACAAUAAUGCUGAAAGCGAGAGCAUUGAGUUGUGGCAAAUGGCGACUAUGAUUUCUGCGCAUAAUAACAGGGGAUAAAGCGUCGUAAGGUAGAGAAACUGGAAAACUCAGAGGAUAUUGUGCAUGAAGUUGAAGAGCAAAGUUUAGUCUAGCGGUCUUCUGCUCCUCAUAUAUUCUUUAUUUCGGUUCCUUUCUUCCCCUACCAACGUAACCUAUUCAGAAGUAUUAUCAAAGCAACAAUUAUGCAGUCAUCCUGGUUCAUUUGGAAAUAUGUGUAUCAUAUGUGGGCAGAGGUUGGAUGAGGAAUCAGGCGUGACAUUUGGGUAUAUACAUAAGGAGCUGAGGCUUAAUAAUGAUGAAAUUAACCGGAUGCGUAACAAAGAAAUGAAGGAGUUGUUGCAGCGUAAAAAGCUUAUCUUGGUUCUUGAUCUGGAUCACACACUAUUGAACUCAACUGAGCUACGGUAUUUGACAGUUGAAGAGGAGUAUUUAAGGAGUCAAACAGAUUCUCUUGAAGAUGUCACGAAAGGAGGAAGCCUUUUCCUAUUGAACUCCGUUCAUACAAUGACAAAGUUGAGGCCAUUUGUCCAUUCAUUUUUGAAAGAAGCUAGUAAGUUGUUUGAGAUGUAUAUAUACACUAUGGGGGAGCGAAGAUAUGCCUUUGAAAUGGCAAAGUUGUUGGACCCCAAGAAGGAGUACUUCAGUUCCAAAGUUAUUUCUCGGGAUGAUGGCACUCAAAAGCAUCAGAAAGGUCUUGAUGUGGUGCUGGGUAAGGAAAGUGCUGUUCUGAUCCUCGAUGAUACUGAAAAUGCAUGGACAAAACAUAAAGAAAACUUAAUAUUGAUGGAGAGAUAUCACUUUUUUGCUUCAAGUUGUCGUCAAUUUGGCUUCAACUGUAAAUCUCUAUCUGAGUUGAAGAAUGAUGAGAGCGAAACUGAUGGGGCACUGACAACCAUCCUGAAAGUUCUGAAACAAGUCCAUCAUAUAUUCUUUAAUGAAGUCUCGGGUGAUUUGGUUGAUAGAGAUGUGAGACAGGUACUAAAGACUGUUCGUGCUAAAGUUCUCGAGGGAUGCAAAGUCGUCUUCAGCCGUGUUUUUCCUACCAAAUUUCAGGCUGAGAACCAUCAUCUCUGGAAGAUGGUAGAGCAGUUAGGAGGCACUUGCUCAACCGAACUCGACCAAUCCGUCACACACGUGGUCUCGACGGAUGCUGGAACUGAAAAGUCACGUUGGGCUUUGAAGGAGAAGAAGUUUCUGGUCCAUCCACGGUGGAUAGAAGCAUCAAACUACUUCUGGAAACGACAAGUGGAAGAGAACUUUACCGUUGAGCAAACCAAAGUCGAGCAAACCAAGAAACAAUGACACCGUUUCUGUUUAUUACUGUAGUAGUUCCACAUAUCACUUAAAUGGAUCAUGGACAUGUUGGGGUGGGGUUUGCAUUCUGUGCUCUUAGUGUUUCCCCCAUAAAUAUUACUUAGGACUCUCUCACCUUAUUUGUAGGUCAGCGUCUCAUUUUUGAAGUAACCCUUAAAAUCAACUUCAAGGGUUGAUUGAAAUUCAAGCUCUUUUGGUCUCUGUAGAUGUGUAGAUGCGUUGCUUUGUAACCAUUUUGGGUUGGGUUAUAAUCAUAGGGUGUGUUAUUUUUGGCUUGUAAUUCAUUUUAAAAAAAAAUUUCAAGCCCUAACAACUAUGAUUCUGUAUUUGUAAUUCUGCUAAUGUAUUUGUCUCAUAUCAAAGACAGCAUUAGUUGAUAAGUUUCACGACGGAAAGAUCAGUGUUAGAAUUUUUAUCA